UCAUUGUCCGGAUCUGACAAAUUAAUAUCAUCAUGAAAAUUUUAUUAUUAGUUUGUUUUUACAUUUCAAUCAUUCGACCAAAAUUUUAAUAAAGAAAAACAUUGAUUUUCGAAUUAAAAUGGUCAAAACAUUGAUCGUUGAUACGACAGCUGCACAUUUGAAAAAAAGUAAACGAAGACAACGACAAAAUUUUUUCUAUAAAAUUUCAUGUCUAAUCUACAUAAUAAUUGUCAUCAUAUUAAUGAUGUUUCUUAUUACACGUGCAUUUAAAUAUAAAUUUGAUGAAAAAUAUUCAAAAUGUCAUCAAUCCUAUUGGAUCGAUACAGUCAUAUCAAUUUUAACAAUGAUUAUUAUUGUUAUUGCAUCCGGUAUUAUAAUGGCAUCAUCGAAUUUUGUGUUUGCAAAACCACCACCACCAAUCGAACGAUUACAAUCGGUAAAUCCAACCGAAGAUUUUAUUCGUCGUAAUAGUUCAGUUGAUCCUAAUCGUAUAAAUUCGGAAGUAAAAAUCACUAAAAAUCCAUCAGUUGGUUCAGAUUGUUGGCUAACAGCCGUUCGUAAUGAAGCAUAUGAAAAUCAACGUCGAAAAUCAUCAUCAUCAUAUAAUCCAAAUCUUUUGCAUGUUUAAUCAAUUUUUUUAAAUAGUUAUUUUUAAUCAUAUAUUUAACGUUACAAAGUUUUUU
This is a messenger RNA of Dermatophagoides pteronyssinus (European house dust mite), 683 nucleotides long. RefSeq lists its product as uncharacterized. Lineage: Eukaryota; Metazoa; Arthropoda; Arachnida; Sarcoptiformes; Pyroglyphidae. The record is from RefSeq and is a predicted model, not a curated record.